Condylostylus longicornis is the source of this 1384-nucleotide messenger RNA. Its product is annotated as TBC1 domain family member 13. The transcript is spliced from 8 exons. Lineage: Eukaryota; Metazoa; Arthropoda; Insecta; Diptera; Dolichopodidae. Gene Ontology annotation, biological process: intracellular protein transport; activation of GTPase activity. Bases 45 to 1220 code for a protein of 391 amino acids. The record is from RefSeq and is a predicted model, not a curated record. Gene Ontology annotation, molecular function: GTPase activator activity.
UCAAAAAAUUUUGUAUACACCUCCUACUUUUUACUAUUUUAUCAAUGAAAAUACAAUUAAACAUGUCAAUUUACAGGCAGAGAUUAAAAGAAUUUGAAGAAAUUCUUUCAGCUGAAGAAAUUGAUUUUAAACGAUUAACAGGCGCUUGUUUUAAUGGUAUACCUGAUGCAAAUGGUUUUCGUUCAUUAUGUUGGAAAAUUUUAUUAGGUUAUCUUGGUACUGUAAGAAGUACAUGGCCAGAAACAUUAAAGAAAAAAAGAAAUUUAUAUAAGCAAUUUAUAGAUGAAUUAGUUGUACCACCAGGUAUUAAUUCAGCUAAAGAAUGUUCAGAUCAUCCAUUAAGUGAAGGACCUGAAAGUGCAUGGAGUAUAUUCUUCAAAGAUAAUGAAUUUCUCUUGCAAAUUGAUAAAGAUGUAAGACGUUUAUGUCCUGAUAUAUCAUUUUUUCAACAGCCAACUGAAUUUCCAUGUGAAGUUGUUGUUAAUAGUAAAGGUGAAAGAAGAUUACAUCAAAGAGUAGCACCAUCAGUUUUUAGUUCAGCAAAUGUUGAAAGAAAAGGUUUAGGAAUGACUAAGAUUAAUUUAAUAACAAAAAGAUCAGCUGAAAAUUAUGAAGCAAUGGAUGAAGGACAAGAAGCACAUUGGGAAGUUGUACAAAGAAUAUUAUUUUUAUAUGCAAAAUUAAAUCCUGGUCAAGGAUAUGUACAAGGAAUGAAUGAAAUUAUUGGUCCUAUUUAUUAUGUAAUGGCAUCAGAUCCAAAUAUAGAAUUUAGAAAACACGCAGAAGCAGAUUGUUUUUUCUGUUUUACAUCAUUAAUGGCUGAAAUAAGAGACUUUUUUAUUAAAACUUUAGAUGAUUCCGAACAUGGUAUCAAAUUUAUGAUGGCCAAAUUGUCAAAAAUGCUCAAAGAAAAAGAUGAUGUUGUUUUUAAUACAUUAAAACAACAAGAUUUAUAUCCUCAAUACUAUAGUUUUAGAUGGUUGACAUUACUAUUAUCACAAGAAUUUCCAUUACCAGAUGUUGUUAGAAUAUGGGAUUCUGUAUUUGCUGAUGAAAAACGUUUCAGUUUUAUAAUUGAAAUUUGCUGUGCGAUGAUAGUUAUUGUUCGUGAACAAAUUUUACAAAAUGAUUUCGGCUCAAAUGUUAAAUUAUUACAAAAUUUUCCACCUAUUGAUAUUAAUAUUGUACUCUCUAAAGCUGUUCAACUUAGAAACGAAUAGCGUUUACUUAUAAAAUCAAAUACAAUAAAAUUAAAUGAUAUGAAAUAAUAUAGAAGAAGAAAAUCAUUGAUUCCGAAUAUUACAUUUAAAUAAUAAAUGAAUACUUGUAGAAUAUUUUAUUAGGAUAAACAAACUAUAUACCAAUCAAAGUUUUAUAUUUUAUA